UUUGAUAUGGUGUUCUGGCCGUACGUAAUCACUUGAUGAUAGACCAAAGCAUUCAUAGAAUUGAGGCAGUCAUGCAACUGCAUGUAAUGGUAUGUGGAUUGUGGCUUGACUUAGUAUUGUCCAUUUGUGCUCUGUUGUGUGUUUUGGAUAUUUUUAGUGUCAGUGUUCAAAGAAAGAAUUGGGAUGAUGACAGGAGUAACCAUGGCAGCAAGGAAUUUAUCAAGAACAGCCCAAAGGCUGUUAACAUCAAGAAGUAUUUUGAGUAGCAGAAAAUAUGGUAGUGUAUGGACAGCUGACAAUAUUGUCAAAUCACCUCAUAGAGAUAUAGAAAUACCAAACAGACUAGUUACUGAACAUAUUUGGGAGGCUGUGGAACGAUGGCCGGAUAAAACUGCACUUGUGUGUGCAACAACAAACAGAUCAUACACGUUCCAUGACUUGUACAAAUACUCGAGGAAUUUUGCCGCAAAAUUGCGGACACAGAUAAAAAUAAGAGAUGGGGAUACCGUGUUUUUGAUGAUGUCGAAUUAUCCUGAGUAUGCCAUCGCUUUACUAGGAGCAUUGGAAGCCGGAGCUGAAGUCACCACUGCCAACCCUAUUUAUACUCCAUAUGAAGUGGAACGUCAAAUAAAGCAAGCAGAUCCAAAAGUCUUGUUAGGAGUUCCAGAGACUGUGCCAGUUUUAAAGGAAGCUUUGAGAUUAACAAAGAGAGAUAUACCGAUUAUUGUUUUGAAAAACCCUGAUGGUGCUCUUCCAGAUAAUACUAUUUCAUUCCAGGAAUGGUUUUUAGCUGGCAACGUUGAUCAUAGUGUACUUAAAGAUGUUUCUAGGACGCCUGAAGAUGUUGCAUUGUUACCAUAUUCUAGUGGUACAACUGGUCUUCCAAAAGGCGUUGAACUGAGCAAUAGAAAUCUCGUUGCCAAUUUCGUACAACAAGACGUUGACACUAUGCGUGUCCAUCAAGAAACAACUAAGUCUCAUCAGGAUGUAACUUUAGGACUGUUACCCUUUUACCAUAGUUAUGGUCUUUCAGUGAUUUUAUUGCAUAAAUUGUCAGCGGGAUUGAAAAAUGUGACACUAACUAAGUUCCAGCCAAAUACUUUCAUUGAUACGAUGAAAAACCACAAAAUAAAUUUGUUAUGUGCAGCCCCUCCCUUAGUAUUAUUUCUUGGUUCACAUCCUGGGGUAACAGCGGAUCAUUUAACAUCACUAAAGACUAUAACUUGCGGAGCUGCACCACUACCAAGAACGGACGUCACAAGAAUUUUAGACAAAGUCAAGCAUGAAAUGGACUUCCUCCAAUUAUACGGUUUGACCGAAGUAGGACCCCUAGCUACAUGCAUGACUCCAGGCGAUAAAGACUACUCAAAGGCUGGAUGUGGCAUAUCUAACACCGAAUUAAGGAUCGUAGAUCAAGAUCAACGUGUGCUGGGACCAAAUCAGUUGGGUGAACUCCAUAUUCGUGGUCCUCAAGUCAUGAAAGGCUAUAGAAAUAACCCAGAAGCUACAAAGGCAGUUAUUACAGAAGAUGGUUGGUUCAAAACUGGCGAUCUCGGAAGUCUUGAUGAAAAUGGGGCAGUCACUAUUAGUGAUCGACUGAAAGAACUUAUUAAGGUAAAAGGAUAUCAGGUACCACCAGCAGAAUUAGAAAAUGUAUUAAAAGAACAUCCAGACGUACUUGAUGCUGCAGUCCUUGGUAUACCAGAUUCAAGACUUGGGGAAGUUCCUAAAGCCUUUGUUGUGCUAAAAGAUGGAGUUAAAGUAGAAGCCAAUGAAGUGACGUCAUUUGUUUCGGAGAGAGUAGCAGAGUAUAAAAGAAUAAGAGAUGUCAUCUUCUUAGAUGCCUUACCAAAGAAUCCUUCUGGAAAGAUUUUGAAACGAGUUUUAAGGGAACAGUAUUGUUAGAUUUUUGUUAAGGUGCGUCUACAUCUGGCGAAUGCUCCGUGAAUGCGGUGCGCCGCGAUUCGCCCGCGAGCUGCGCGCGUGCUUGUAAAAUGAUUAUUUAUACGAACAUUCUAUGAGUUGAGCACCAAA
This is a messenger RNA of Spodoptera littoralis (African cotton leafworm), 2034 nucleotides long. NCBI's taxonomy places the organism in Eukaryota, Metazoa, Arthropoda, Insecta, Lepidoptera, Noctuidae. The record is from the annotation of a GenBank genome assembly.